ACUCACUUGUAUUAAAGUUUGCACUAUUGUACAUAAAAUUGCGCAUGAUACACUUGUUAAUUCUACCACUGGGGUCGCUGUCGUACAUCCAUAAUAUUCUCUCCAGUUCGUAUUCUACUACGCUCUAGAAAAGUGAUACCACGAGACACGGUGUGCAAACAACAGACUACAGCUGAGUUGUGCAUAUUAUUCAGUAUAGCAAAAAUGUUCGUCGGUCGUGUGUAUUCAGAUUGUUUUUUUUUACUAUCUUAUGAAAUUGUAUAAAAUAUAUUUUUAAAAAAACAAUAAUAUUUUAUUGGAUUCAGAUUUAUUAUUUGUUUAUCAAUAAGCUAACGUAUAAAAAUUAUGAAAUCAAUAAAUAAAAAUGUCAGGUUAAGAAGGGAACUUGGACUCUUCAGUGCAGUAAGCCUUAUAAUAAGUGUGAUGUUGGGAUCCGGAAUAUUUGUUUCGCCUGCAAAUGUAUUAAGGAAUACUGGUUCCAUUGGAAUGUGUCUAGUUAUUUGGACACUUUGUGGACUUCUAUCUUUAUUAGGAGCCCUUUCGUAUUCGGAAUUAGGUUCCAUAGUUAGUAAAUCAGGUGGUGAAUUCAGCUUUUAUCAAUAUGCUUUUGCUGAUAUGCAUAAAUUCUGGGGUCCAUUAGUUAGUUUUGUAUAUUCAUGGGUCGCAAUAAUGUAUGUGCGACCAGCAGAAGUAGCUAUAAUAAUAUUAACUUUUGCUGAGUACUUUAUUCGUCCAAUUAGUUUAGUUAUGUUAAUUGAUCCAAAUAAUGAAGUAUUAUUAAAUAAAAUUGUCAGCAUACUAGCAUUAGGUGUUAUUACUAUGAUCAAUUAUAACAGUGUUAAAUGUUUUAUUAAAGUUCAAAAUAUUUUUACGAUUUGUAAAAUUAUAGCAUGCAUUUUUGUGAUCAUCGGUGGUUUUUAUCAAAUUUAUUUAGGCAAUAUACAAAACUUGAAAACUGGUUUUGAAGGUACAACUUCAUCUAUGAACAACCUGGUUGUAGCUUUUUAUAGUGGUCUUUGGUCUUAUGAUGGAUGGACUGCUUCAAUUACCGUGUUUGAAGAAAUAAAAAACCCUCAAAGAAAUAUAUUUUUAAGUAUACUACUAGCUGUUCCUUUUGUUACCCUUAUAUACGUAUUAAUGAAUGUGUCGUAUCUUACUGUUUUAACAAUCUCUGAAAUGAUGUCUGUUCAAGCAGUUGCAGUUGAAUUUGGAGCAAGAGCACUUGGAAAUUUCAGUUUAAUAAUCCCACUAGGUGUCGCUGUUGCUACAUUUGGUUGUGCUCUUAGUAUACAAUUUGGUAUUACUAGGUUAUGCUUUGUUGCCAGUAGAGAAGGACAAAUGCUUGAAGUUUUUUCUUAUGUCAGCGUUAAAAAAUUAACACCAGCUCCAGCUGUUGUUUUACAGGGAAUACUUACUCUAAUUUGUUUAUUAGCUGGAGAUAUAAUAACUCUUAUAGAGUUUGCUAGCUUUUUAGGGUGGAUGUUCUAUGGAAUUUCUAUGGUAGCUUUGUUGGUGAUGCGAUUUACAAAAAGUGACAUUAAACGACAAUUCAAAGUACCGAUCAUUAUUCCAGUUUUCGUGCUCAUUGUGUCUGUGGUUUUGUUUCUAACUCCAAUUGUAUAUAACCCACGGCCACAAUAUUUAAUAGCUCUUGUAUUUAUUUUAUCAGCAUUUUUAAUUUACAUUCCAUUUGUAUACCAAAAACGAAGAUUAACAGUAGUCGCUUUAUAUGAUAUUCCCCUGAAGUGUUCCCAGUGAUUAUAACGUCUUCUGCGUAUAUAAAUAGUAAUCCUGACUACACAACGCAAUUUUACUUAUAACUCACAAACAACAUUUGAUGAUUGCUAGCCUAUUCAUAGCGUAUUCUCAUUGCUUAAUAUUGGACAAAUAAACAUAUUAUUCCAUCUCUCCGGAAACUUCUUUUUUUUCCAUAUUUGUAAAAUUACCGAAUGCAACAUAUUUUUUCGACAAAUUCUCAUAUUUUGAGUUAAAUGUGUCUUCACUAAAAGACAUUAUUUUUGUGUAUGGUAUUCUCUCUUUUGUUUCAUUUAUGCAAUAGAAUUCUGAAUUUAUUCUGAUUUUUUGGUAAUUAUUGUCCUCUCUUAAUACUUCAUUCAGCAAUUAUUUUUAAUGAAGGAUCUAUUUUCGUCAUUAGGAAUAAUACAAGUGAAAUAAAACCAGUUUUAAUCGCCUAGCACCCUUUGCAGAAUUUUCUUAGAUUGUAUUUAUAUUAUUCGAUUUCUUUAAUCUUUAUUUUUGUUACUUUUUUAUUUCCUCAUUCCUAAUUAUUUUUGUUACUUCUUUCCUUUUGUUCUCCAAUUCGCUGAUGUGUUCAUACAUGGAUGUCUGCAUUGCUUUAAUCCUAUCUUUGUUUUGUUCUUAAAUCCCCUUUCUGCAGCGUUUUAUGAACCGUUUAUUUCAUUUUGAUCUUUGUAUGAACUAUGCUACGUUCUCUGUAGUUUCUAAUGUGGAAUUUUUAACCAUAUACUAUUUAUCCUCCAAUUGUUCAAUACUAGUGGUAUUUUUAGCUACGAUACGAAGCUGAGAAGAUAUUGAUUUUACUAGGAUACGUUUAUUUUUUGUGUCUGUUACCAUUUUUUCUCAACUUUCACCGAAUCGAUUUCUUUCAACGAUAUGUCAAAAGAUCACAAAUUUUAUCUAAUCGAAGACAUUACCCUCAAAAAUUGAAAAAAAAUUCCUCGUUUCCCGUAAAUCUCCAAAAAAAUUACAAAUUUAAAAAUCUCUAAUGUUCAAAAUUUUUUUUACUUAAAACUACAAUAAUUUUUUU
Messenger RNA from Daktulosphaira vitifoliae (grape phylloxera), 2788 nucleotides. Its product is annotated as b(0,+)-type amino acid transporter 1-like. The record is from RefSeq and is a predicted model, not a curated record. Lineage: Eukaryota; Metazoa; Arthropoda; Insecta; Hemiptera; Phylloxeridae. The transcript has 13 exons. Gene Ontology annotation, cellular component: membrane. Gene Ontology annotation, biological process: amino acid transmembrane transport. Gene Ontology annotation, molecular function: L-amino acid transmembrane transporter activity. The coding region runs from base 346 to 1758 and encodes 470 amino acids.